AUGGCAAGGUUCAAAUUAAUGGAGGUCACAGUUAGUUGGACUGUACUUCUGACUCUAGCCCACUUUACAUACCUGCUGGUGGGGGCCACCAUCGUCCGAAUACUGGAGCGAGAGGCUGAGAGCAACAACCGAGACCACUUCCAACUGGAGAAGCUUCAUUUCUUGGCCAAUUAUACCUGCUUGGAUGGACCAGGGCUGGAGAAGUUUGUAAAGGUUUAUCUUCAUUGUCUUCUUCGAUGAAUUCCAGAUGGAGAGAGUUGGUAAAGAGAAACAGCUGAUGAAAUAAACUGAAUCAAGCUCUUAUGAAUUCCGAACCAUGGCUUCUUGGGAUCAAAAAUAAAACGAUUGACUUCAAAACUCUUAAAUUUAUAACAAUAAAAAUACAAUUUAGCUCUCAAAUCCUCAAGUGUGUUAUGACCCAACUACUUAAUGGACUCAAGUCAAUCCUCCUUUUUAGUGUAGCCGUUAAGUAACCAUGUUUUUGUAUGUUUACAUAUGAUUUUAGAUGCCUGGGAAAAAAGGAGUGAAUCCUUCGGGAAACUCAACAAACCCUAGUAACUGGGAUUUCUGCAGUUCUUUCUUUUUGCAGGCACAGUCGUCACAACUAUAGGUGAGCAUCUUUGCAUUUCACACAUUUUUAACUGCAGAUUUUAAGUAAUUCUAAUUAAUUCACAUCACUUUUGCCUUAGACAUAAAAAGAUAAGAUUGAAAAUCAAACAGUAAAAAAUGACAGAAUAUACUAAAUAAUGAGGUCACCAGUCUGUCAGCAUACUGCAAAGAGUGAAUUCCUGAUAUCAUGUGUCAUGGCCUUGAAAGCCCUUUGACCAUUCAUCUUAAGGCUAUGCAGGUCAGGGAGGCAAAUUUUGCAUAUUUGUCCUGACAUUGUAAGAUGAUGAGUAUGAAGGAUUUCACUGGGGCAUCUACAGAAGCCUGACAUGGUUUUGCUCUGCAAGGGAGGUUGAGAGCUCUGGACAUGUAACAGGCAGCCAGAGGUCAUGAGACCAACUGUCUGAGCUAUAUUUGUUAAUAAUGCAACAGUUUCCUUGAUAACUGAUGAAAAAGAUAUCUAAAGUGAAAUGACAUCAAUGUGUGUAUAAGUAUUUGAAGUUUAGUGGCUGAAACUUAAGAUCUGCACAAAAGAAAAGAACGUCUCUUUAUCUCCCUCUUUCUCCUCUCUAAACCAAGCUCAGCCUCAGCAGAUGACUGUCUAACAUAAGUCUGAUUCUACUCGAGGUUUCUGCCUGUCAGAGGAAGUUCAUCCUCUUCACUGUAACUUGAUAAAUACUGCAAAGUGUUUCACUCAUGGUAGAUAAAGACUGGAUCAGAGUGAGCCUGCACUCUCAGGACAGGUCUCGAUCUUAUCCCAUCUUGAUGUUGGGUUUUUGUAAAUAUGAUGAAGACUGUGGUCUCUUCUUGAUUGGCGCUAUAUAAAUACAGAUUGUUUGAUUGAAACAACAAUCGGUGACUGAUGUUUGAAAUGAAUCCAAUGAUUUGAUCCACAGGCUAUGGAAACCUGUCCCCCAGCACAGUUUCUGGUCAAGUAUUCUGUGUAUUUUAUUUGCUGUGUGGGAUCCCACUGAACCUGGCCUUCCUCAAACAGCUGGGGAAAUGUCUCACCAUCCACCUGGGCCGACUGGAGAGGGGAAUGGUCUCCGUUUUUCCUCAUAAGGUACUGACUGUUGUCCAUUUCCAAGCACCAACCACCAUAUUUAAACAAAAUCUCCUUUUGCUGUUUGUUUGGUAGCAAACAGUGGAGUCUCGAGCUGUGAGCCUGUUCUUCAUAUCAGGCAGUCUGGUGUUUGUGGUCAUCCCUCCUCUGCUGUUCAGUUACGUGAAAGGCUGGAUGUUCGGAAAGGGUUUCUACUUUGCCUUCAUUACCCUCAGCACAAUUGGUUUUGGAGAUUAUGUGGUGGGUGAGUAGAGAAAGCAAACAAUCAGUAAUGGGGUGGAAAGACCACAGCCGUCACACACCUGUUGGAUAGAAAUGCCUCCUCCUCUCAAACACGUGCUGCUGAACAAAAAAAUAUGAGUAAAAUUUGCAUGUACUAACCAGUAUCGUCACUAUUUCUAGGGACUGACCCAGAUAGGCAGUGCAUCUCUCUGUACAGGAGCCUGGCUGGUAUAUGGAUCAUCUUCGCCUUGGCUUGA
Molecule: messenger RNA, 2148 nt
Organism: Xyrichtys novacula (pearly razorfish)
Lineage: Eukaryota; Metazoa; Chordata; Actinopteri; Labriformes; Labridae
Source: the annotation of a GenBank genome assembly